Molecule: messenger RNA, 2663 nt
Organism: Cryptococcus deneoformans JEC21
Lineage: Eukaryota; Fungi; Basidiomycota; Tremellomycetes; Tremellales; Cryptococcaceae
Exons: 11
Coding region: 10-2589 (859 amino acids)
Biological process (GO): intracellular protein transport; receptor-mediated endocytosis
Cellular component (GO): membrane coat; AP-4 adaptor complex
Molecular function (GO): cargo adaptor activity
Source: RefSeq, a predicted model, not a curated record
GGUACAACGAUGCCCAGAGGCCCGUCCAUCCCGCCCUACCUCACCGCAGGAGCAUCCUCCAGGGCGCACCAUGCUCUUCUUGCACAGCUUUCACAGGCUGACUCCACCCAGGAAGAGGAUCAGAUCGUUGCCCACCAUCUAACCCAGGCCAGGGCUGUCUUGCACUCGCGCGAUGUGAACACUACCAGGAUAGCCGAGAGUCUGAUUGUGAUACUGCACUGCACGAUGUUGAGGCACAACGUGGAUGAUGAUUUGGAUUUCGCUCUGAUGCCGGCACUGAAGCUUGCCGAAGCUGGCAAGACCAUCCAAGAAAGGCGGAUAGGGUACUUGUUCUUGGUAGAACGCCUUUCCCCGGAUCACGAGCUGCACCUGUUGUUGGUAAAUACCAUCCGCAAGGACCUAUCGUCGAACCAGCCGGCAAAUAUACUUCUUGCGCUACACACGAUUGUCAAACUACCCUCACGCGAUCUCGGGCCGGCCGUCACCCCGCUGCUCAUCGCAAAACCCCUUCUCCGUCACACCUCAGCUGCGAUACGGCAGAGAACGUACCAAGCGCUUGUGGCUCUACACCUCUCCUCGACCUUUCCCCGUACACCGCAACCACAUUCGCAAUCCCAAUCUAUCCGCCCUCACUCUCCCUUUCCAUUGUCAAUGAGCAAAGUCGUGAAAGCGGUGUGUAAAGAAAAAGAUUCGUCAUGUCUUUGUGUGCUUUUCAAAUUACUCGGGCGGCUCAUCCAUACUGGAGCACAUGGGAUAAAGAAUGAAGAGGAGAGGGGGUACCUAGUACAGCUCGUGCUCGACAAGACGGAAGAAAUGGGGUGGCUCGAGCAAGGGCAGGUGGAAGGGGGAGGCGACGGGGGAGAAUUGAUACUCGAGUCAGUGAGGUUGUUGGGGACCUUGGUCAGUGCCGAGAUCUUGGAGAUGGAUUCGGCGGAACGGGGGGAGGAAGUGCGCGAGCAGAUUGAAGAGUGGAUACGGAGAAAGAUGGAGGAGAUGCGGAUGGACGGUUCUUGGUCUCGCUCUCGUUCUCAGUCUCGCUCUCGCUCUCGCUCUCAGUCUCGGUCGCAGUUUCAAUCUCAAUCUCAAUCUCAGUCUCAGUCUCAGUCUGGGACGGCUGUGGGGUUGACGAGGUGGAAAAAAGCGUUCCUUCUAGAAGUAUGUGGUAUAGCACCCAUGGUACCGGCAGUGAUCGGGCAUUGUCUGGGGGUUGUGUCCCGUCUUUUGGUACCAUCUUCCUUCCCCUCAACCUCUUCCUCCUCAUCAACCCCUGCCAACAAGUCUACCCACACCCACACCCACACCCACACCCAGACCAGCGUUUUACCCCCGCCAAACGAACACGUUCUAGCCCUCCGAUGUCUUUUACUCCUCCCACCGCAGACAUGGGACCGAAGUGAGAAGAUGGGGGAAGGGGAGAUGGGAGUGGUGAUGGAAGGUGUUGGGAGUGGGGAUACGAGUGUUCGGCGAUUGACGAUAGAGUUACUUUACGCGCUUUCGCCAGAUUUGGCGAGAACGGUUUUCGAGAAUUAUUUGGAAUCGAUCGUCACGUCGACAAAUCUCUCGCUCCCGUUGGACAUGCAAACACAAACACAGAUACAGACCCUGGGAAUGGAGGAGAGGGUGAAAGUGAAGAUGGGAAGGAGAGAGACGGCAGGCAGGGCGCUGGAAGUUUGUGAGGUUGUGGCGCGUGUGCAGGCGCGUGUACAGCCAUGGCCAGGGGUACAGGGAAAAGAGGGGGAAAGUGGAAAUGGGGACCGAAGCGUGGUGAAUUGGGGAGAUGUGGUGAGCGUGCUGGUGACGCUGGGCGAAAAAGAGAAAGAGAAGGAUGGGGAUGGUUGGGAAGAAGGGGUGAAGAGGGUUAUGGAUUUGGUUAGGCUCUACGACCCAUCUGGCGAAUUGCUAGUCGAUGCUAUACACGCGCGUUACGAACGGCGCAUUCAUGAAACCGAAAGAGGACGGCAGGGCCAUGUGCAUGAGCAUGAGCAUGAGACUGAGACUCUCUGGAUCCAGAGUCCGACAGUGGUCAUGUUGCUUGGAGCGGUGGCGUGUGAGUUUUCCGCUUUGGGUUUAGGGGAUGGAAAGGCAAGGCAAAACAAGCGAGCGAGUCUGAGAGAGUUGCUUUCGACUGCCGCUUUGGGCGGUUCUCGUGCUGGCAUGAUCAGCAGCGUAAACAGCACAAUCGGGGUGAUCCCUACAACAUCCACAGCGAGAGCGACGUCCGUGCAAUCGCCCGCAUUACAAGAGAUUGUUUUACUGGCGUUUGUGGCUUUGUUGAGAGACGAAGGAGAGGGAGAGGAUAUGGAGAGGAUACGAAAGGAUGUAGAAUCUCUCGCCAAGGGAGCGCAGGGGUAUAUAAAAAGACGAUGUGACGAAGUGAUUUAUACAAUUGAUAACGGGCUGGCUCGAGAAUUAGGUGGUGGGGCAAAGUCGAGUUCGCUUUCCGAUAUCCGCACGUCUCUUGUAGAUACUGUGGCCACACACAAAAGACGGGCAUCCUUGAAAAGUGAAAGCGAAACGAGAUCGCCUCUGUCUUGGUCGACUUUGACGGCAACAAAGCAGCUUCGCUAUGAGGCGUAUGGUUCAAAGUGAAUUCCACAAGUUGUAUAUUAUGCUUUCCUAAUGGUAUAUUUGUAUUUAAAUAUUAUCUUGUCAUUAUAUGCAUU